Messenger RNA from Cololabis saira (Pacific saury), 1310 nucleotides. It is a transcript of the gene fsip1, whose product is annotated as fibrous sheath interacting protein 1. The transcript is spliced from 9 exons. The record is from RefSeq and is a predicted model, not a curated record. NCBI's taxonomy places the organism in Eukaryota, Metazoa, Chordata, Actinopteri, Beloniformes, Belonidae. Bases 121 to 1233 code for a protein of 370 amino acids.
UUACCAAGCAUUUGGAAGGAAAACAAACAAAACAAACACACAGACAAACUCUUAACGGUUAGUUUUACGACUUUGUAGUAUUUUUUUAUUGUUGCAACUACGAAAUAAGAACAUCACGCUAUGGAAAUUACCAGAGGACCAUUAGAUGACACAUCGCGACCCUCAUCGAGUGAGCAGCCAGGUAGCCGAAUAUCAUCGACGUUUGAGCUCGAUGUUUUGACCAGCGACGCUGAUAUUUACCAGACCCUUUCAGAUCAGAAUAUCACGGAGGUUACUGAGUAUGAGAGUGAGAAUUUUAAGCUACAGAAAGCCUUCGAGGAAAUGAGAAAGCUCGACGAAAGACUGUAUGUAGAAGCCUGCAAAGAAAAAGGAAUCCGGCGUCAAGGAAAAGAGCUUCAAGCACAACUCUGGCGAGAUUUUCUGCUGAAUAAACCUGAUGGACAUCGUGAAUGUGCUAAUGAAGCUUUGAACACAAAUUUAUUUCUGGGUUUGGAGGCCCACACAGGAGAAGAGGAACCCUUUUCUUCUGUGUUUGAAACGGAAGUUACUGACUUUGAGCAUGUUGGAGACAACCAGUGGUUGGAGGACAGCUAUCAAGAAGUUGGUGAUAAUCAGUUGAAAGGCAGCUGGUUUGAAUCUUUCCAAAGCAAGAAUACACAAAAGAACUUUGAGCUGGUAAGUGGCGAGGUGCUUUUGACCGAUGCGCAGAAAGUGCGUCUGGCUGAGCUCCUUCGAGAAAUAGACGAAGAAGAAGAGAGCGGCACCAGAGGCCCAGGCAGCAAGGACACCAUGAGGGCUGGGUCAGUACUGACAGGCCAUGGUUACACCCCAGAGCCCCCUGAUCUGGAAAAGCUUAUUGAAAUUGACUCCAAAAUUCACCUUCUCCUUCCUGCCGAAGAAUAUCACUUACUCCAAAGCUCUUACACAAACAUUUCUCUGUAUCUGGGUCUUGGCUCCAAGGUUGGCUGGAAGUGUGAUGGAGACCGGCAGCCAGGGGAGACGGUCCUGCAGGACAUAAAGGAGAGGAGAGAGCAGGAGUUGCGGCUCCAAGAGAUCCAACAGCAGCUGGAGAUCCUGGACUGUCGCCAGGAGAUGAUUAGCGAGUCCCCCCCCGUCACUGAGGAGCAGUUGCGUAGCCUGCUGGAUGAAUGUGAGCUGACGGAGAGCUGGAUCCAGGGCCGUGAGGGGAAUGAGACGUCAGGAGAUCUCGAAGACGAUCACUUGUCCUUCUGAUGUCCUGUCAUCAAAAUGUGUGAUUGCUGGGAUUUACCUUAACUUUUUUGAAUGUAUAAUGAUCCCAUAUUGAAGUA